This is a messenger RNA of Nicrophorus vespilloides, 999 nucleotides long. RefSeq names its product zinc finger protein ZFP69. Gene Ontology annotation, biological process: regulation of transcription by RNA polymerase II. Lineage: Eukaryota; Metazoa; Arthropoda; Insecta; Coleoptera; Silphidae. Gene Ontology annotation, molecular function: RNA polymerase II cis-regulatory region sequence-specific DNA binding; DNA-binding transcription factor activity. The record is from RefSeq and is a predicted model, not a curated record. The transcript has 4 exons. The coding region runs from base 25 to 984 and encodes 319 amino acids.
UGACCCUAUUUGUAACCUAUAAAAAUGGAAAAAAGUGGUGAAUUCAAUGCACAUUAUUUAAAUCCAAACCGAUACGAGGACGUAAAAGUGAAAAUAGAAAUUGAUGAUAAUCUUUACACAAUUCAACCAGAAUCCAAUGCGAAUCCACAAGAUAAUGUUGAACAUGAUCACCAUGAAACGAAAUCGCGAAUUUCAGAGAACGUACAAUUUGAUUAUUUAGAAAACCAGAUGAAAAUUGAUAUCCAGAGACAGGAGAACAAAAACUAUAGAGUUGAUAUAAGCGAGCAGAUAGAAAUAAAACGGGAAAACCUAAAAGAUGUUCAUGAUUAUAUGGAAACCAAAUGUAUUGAAGAUAAUUAUGAUCUGGUUGAGAUUAAGAUGGACUUUGAGGAACAAACUGUACAGCAAGAUGUAGUACCAAAGUUUUUAAUUAAUAAUAUCGAGUCAGUUGAGAAAAUUUUCAAAUGUGAACUCUGUGGCAAAUCAUUCAAGACUCGUGUGUACUUGAAUAAGCACAAAAAAUCCACACACACUGAAUGCAGAAAUUACAAAUGUUCCAUCUGCAGUAGGGCCUUCAAGAAAAGGAGCCACUUGAAAAGGCACAACAAGAUACACACAAAUGAUAAUCCAUAUGCUUGUGAUCUUUGUGAGAAAAGCUUUGGGACCUACUCCUGCUUAGUUAGACAUAAACUGUGCCAUACAGAGCAUAGAAACUACAAAUGUACUAUGUGCAAUGAAGCUUACAAAUCCAUUGCUUAUUUGAAUGCUCAUAUUAAGAGAGUUCAUACUGAAUCUAGAAACUUUAAAUGUGACAUAUGCGAAGCCACUUUUAAGACAAAUUCUGAUUUAAAUAAUCAUGGGCGAGUACAUACUGAUGAGCGACCAUUUCCAUGCGUGUUAUGCAAUAAGGGUUUCAAACGACAUUCGUCGUUAAGUAAACACUUUCGUACCAGAUUGCACAAGAAACACUUAAAGACAGUAUAGAUUAAUAAUUCUGAU